AUGCAGAGAGCAGUUGAGCAAGCAGGGUCUGUAUUCACUGGAUGGAUCACAUCCUGCUUGUCUUACCUCGACUCAAGCGGCGAUGAUGGCAGCGCCGGCCACCAGCAAGCCAUGAACCAGAAAGGUGCUGAGCGAGAGAUGCAAAUAUGCCAUGCUCAACCUCAUCUUGUUCCUCCGAUGAAGUUGACUGUUUAUGACGAUCUGCCCAGUCCAGGUCCACCUCGAGCAACGUCAUUCCCUACCUGGGUUAUGGAGGAAGGCAGGAACUUCGCGUCGCGAGCGUCCAGCAGGGCAAGUAUGUCGCUUCGGCGAAAAUCAAUCGUUCCUGUGCGGAUCGGUGCACCGACAGACUUCAGAAGGGUUACCACUUUGCCAGACAUCUCGUCAGGGUUUCGUCCGCUAGAGCUGAACUUUGAGAGCCCAGCCAACCGCCUGCCUGAGCUUCCCCUCUUUAGCGACUAUGGACUUGAGCAACACCAGGCACCAAUUGCUCGGCCCCCGAAAGCCCUUUCUUUCAUGACCGACUUUUCCUAUCAAACUCGACCCCGCACUCACAGGCCUACGUCGUCCUUCAACCUGCCUCGAAAGCCCGUGGGAUCUGGGUCUCGCCGGUCCUCACUCGCAACCCUGGAAUUGCUCAUGGAGAGGCAGGUUCCCGUCGCGCAUCCUCUGAUCCCUCAUUUCUCGACUCGUGCGUCGACUGCAUCUGUGGCCACUGGUCUGGCUACAAGUACUCUUACUUCACCUCCCACUGGGCCGGACCAAAUCGUGGACAGACCCCCGCCAAAGGAUGACCCUCCGCGGGUGUCACACGAUGCUACUACAGUUACCCCAAGCGCUCCCAGAACGCCUCGAACAGCAACACCCCCAGACAAGACGUUACCACCCAUCCCUACCAAGAACUAUUCCCCGCCUGGUAGAUUCUUCUACGAACCUCCCGCAACCCCGGAUACUCAACCCCUCGAGUCAUCCCCAAGUCCUUCUCCAUUCAGAUCGAGCCGUGUAACCCAGUGGCUCCUCCAAACCUCCAGUCCCUCAAAGCUCCCCUCAACCCCGCCUCCACAUCCGCGCAAGCCCAGUUUCAGCGAUAAAUUCUCCAUGCGCAUCCGCACUCGAACCCUCAGCGGAUCCACCCUCGCCCCAUCCAUCAACAGCUUCAAUGUCCCCGGCGCCUUCAAAGCCCCGCCGACAGCAGCUACCCCUCCACUGUCACACACAACCACAGCAACAACCACAACUGCUCGAACGUCCACACUCGACUCGCGGGUCGAGAUGUCCUCCGAGAUGCCGUACGCUUGCCCUCUGCCUGUGCCUGUGCCAAAGAAGACGCAAUCGAGCAACCUGUCCGGUAUGCAAAGCCGCGCCGGCCCGACAAUCCACGAGGCGCAGCACAGCUACAGCUACUAUGAUCAUGACCAUCACCGCCAUUCCGCCAUUGGUGUUGCUUUCUGA
Aspergillus calidoustus is the source of this 1452-nucleotide messenger RNA. The record is from the annotation of a GenBank genome assembly. NCBI's taxonomy places the organism in Eukaryota, Fungi, Ascomycota, Eurotiomycetes, Eurotiales, Aspergillaceae.